This is a messenger RNA of Kwoniella botswanensis, 840 nucleotides long. Its product is annotated as phosphoribosylformimino-5-aminoimidazole carboxamide ribotide isomerase. Gene Ontology annotation, cellular component: cytoplasm. Lineage: Eukaryota; Fungi; Basidiomycota; Tremellomycetes; Tremellales; Cryptococcaceae. Gene Ontology annotation, biological process: L-histidine biosynthetic process; L-tryptophan biosynthetic process. The coding region runs from base 1 to 840 and encodes 279 amino acids. The record is from RefSeq and is a predicted model, not a curated record. The transcript is spliced from 7 exons. Gene Ontology annotation, molecular function: 1-(5-phosphoribosyl)-5-[(5-phosphoribosylamino)methylideneamino]imidazole-4-carboxamide isomerase activity.
AUGGCAUCUUCAUCUUCAACUUCAUCUACCCAAACGGAGAAACGAAGACAUUCGCAAUUCCGACCUUGUAUAGAUCUACAUCAAGGUGUGGUGAAGCAGAUCGUAGGUGGGACGUUGGACUUGACUUCUGAGGAUAAGAGUAAAGGCCCAAAGGAGAACUUUGUAGCUACCCAUCCUCCAUCGUACUUCGCCAACCUAUAUAAAUCUCACGACCUGACCGGAGGACACAUCAUAAAGCUCGGACCGAACAACGACGAAGCCGCUAAAGAGGCUUUAUCAACUUGGUCAAAGGGUAUGCAAGUUGGAGGAGGGAUCAAUGAGGAAAAUGCUCAACAAUGGUUAGAUUUGGGUGCAGAUAAGAUCAUCGUUACUAGCUAUCUAUUCCCUGGUGGUAAAUUCGAUGAAAGUCGGUUGAAAAGAUUAUCAGAUGAUGUAGGUAAAGAUAAUUUGGUGGUUGAUAUCAGUUGUCGAAAGAAGGAAAAUGGUUGGAUAGUAGCUAUGAAUGGGUGGAAGACUCUGACUGAUAUGUAUGUCACUCAAGAAUCAAUAAAGUUGAUUGAACAGUAUUGCUCCGAGCUGUUGAUCCACGCAGCGGACGUCGAAGGUCUAUGUCAAGGUAUAGAUGAAGAAUUAGUCAUCAAAUUGGGCGAAUGGGUCAGUAUACCCACUACUUACGCAGGAGGAGCGAAAGACAUAUCAGACUUGAAACUCGUAGAUACGUUAUCCAAAGGUAAAGUCGACUUGACAUUCGGUUCAUCAUUAGAUAUAUUCGGUGGGAAAGGCGUCAAGUUUGAUGAAUUGGUAGAAGUCGAUAAAUUAGCCAAGGAACUAUCACCAUAA